This is a messenger RNA of Lagenorhynchus albirostris (white-beaked dolphin), 6931 nucleotides long. RefSeq names its product amyloid beta precursor protein binding family B member 2 (gene APBB2). The record is from RefSeq and is a predicted model, not a curated record. Lineage: Eukaryota; Metazoa; Chordata; Mammalia; Artiodactyla; Delphinidae. Gene Ontology annotation, biological process: regulation of DNA-templated transcription. Gene Ontology annotation, molecular function: amyloid-beta binding; transcription factor binding. The transcript has 19 exons. The coding region runs from base 1000 to 3279 and encodes 759 amino acids. Gene Ontology annotation, cellular component: nucleus; cytoplasm.
AAGAUUACGUUCAGGUUGUGGAAGGUAGACAAGUGUCUCAGGGUUGGGUUUUCCUGAAGCAGACGCUGAGAUGGAGUUGGGGGAACAAGAUGUUUAUUUGGGAUCAACACGGUGAACAGAAGAGGGUGGAAGCAGCAUUGGGCCGAGGAAGAAGUUGAACUGUGAUGCAGAUUUGACGUGACAGAGCCCCCACCAGCCUGUGGAGACUUCUGGAGUGACGUGGAUUCCCUGGCAGAGGUUCCGACACUGAGCGAUGACCUCACUCCUUUCAGGUGUGUUACCAGGCGCAGCUGCCCCAGGAGGGGUGUGGCCUCCGGCCGGAAGCUCUCUGCACUAAGCCUGACCAGCUGACCCCGAGGAGCUGGGCCCUGGAGCCUGUCUACCUGCAGCUGCUCUGCGGGGCUUAGCAGUGGAUCUUCCAGUCUAUCACAGUCGGAGCUGCCGUGGGGUGAGCAGCUGCUGUCCGUAGCCAAGCAUGCUGUGGUCGGCUCUGCCCAGCCGUGGAACAGAAACAUUUGCUGGAUGGAAAAUCCAUAAAAGAAAGCUCCUGUGAAAGCCUGAGACAGACGAUAACUUAAGCAAAAUCAGAUACAUUCGGGCUGCCUGACCUCAUUGAGUGAUUGCUAUUAUUUAACAAGACUUUGUGGGAAAAGGGAAAUUGCCUUCUGAGCUUUGUACCAAAGACCUGGGAAAACUUAAACAUCUCAGUCUUUCCUGAGUACUUGGAAACUGCCGGGGCCCCUGAUAAUGUGCUGACUGGUCGCUAUGGGCAGAUGGUACCCAGAGGCUCACUGUUAUCCAGGCAGCUCAUUAAUAAGAUAAUGUCAGACACUGUGUUUACUCAACGAAGUGUCGUAAAUACCUUUCUAGACCAGUAGCAACUCAGAAGUAUCUGUAGCCUGUAGUGGACUUACUUACAUGAUGUCCCAGAGGAAAGCAGUAAGAGCAGCUUUCAGAUUAUAACCUAUUUCCUGCACCAUUGCUGACGUCCAGUGACCCAUGUCAGAAGUACUUCCAGCUGACUCAGGUGUAGACACUUUGGCAGUGUUUAUGGCCAGCAGCGGAACGACAGACGUCACGAAUCGGAAUAGCCCGGCCACACCACCAAACACCCUUAAUCUCCGUUCCUCCCACAAUGAAUUGUUGAACGCUGAAAUAAAACACACAGAAACCAAGAACAGCACACCCCCCAAAUGCAGGAAAAAAUAUGCACUAACUAACAUCCAGGCGGCGAUGGGCCUCUCGGAUCCGGCUGCACAGCCCCUGCUGGGAAAUGGCUCUGCCAACAUCAAGCUGGUGAAAAAUGGAGAGAACCAGCUCCGGAAGGCUGCAGAACAAGGGCAGCAGGACCCCAACAGAAACGUCAGCCCCACUGCAGUCAUCAACAUAACUUCUGAGAAGUUAGAGGGUAAAGAGCCCCACCCACGGGAUUCCUCGGGCUGCGAGAUUUUACCCUCCCAGCCCCGAAGAACCAAGAGCUUCCUGAAUUACUAUGCAGACCUGGAAACCUCAACCAGAGAACUCGAGCAGAACUUGGGAAACCAGCAUGGGGCUGUGGAAGACAAGGCCCAGCCAAGCCAGAGCCAGGCCUCCACCGUCGCUGGGAAUGGCGACUUACUGCUGCAGAAACCAAACAGACCCCAGUUCAGCCCUGAAGAUGGCCAGAUAGCCACCGUAUCAUCCAGCCCGGAGACCAAGAAGGAUCACCCUAAAACGGGGGCCAAAACUGACUGUGCACUCCACCGGAUCCAGAACCUGGCACCGAGCGACGAGGAGUCCAGCUGGACGACCCUGUCCCAAGACAGUGCCUCCCCCAGCUCCGCAGAUGAGACAGCAGAUAUAUGGAGUGAUCACUCCUUUCAGACUGAUCCAGAUUUGCCACCUGGCUGGAAAAGAAUCAGUGACAUCGCUGGGACCUAUUAUUGGCACAUACCAACCGGGACGACUCAGUGGGAACGCCCUGUCUCCAUCCCAGCAGAUCUCCAGGGUUCUAGGAAAGGGUCCCUUAGUUCUGUAACGCCAUCUCCCACCCCAGAGAACGAGAAACAGCCAUGGAGUGAUUUUGCUGUUCUGAAUGGGGGAAAGAUUAAUAGUGACAUUUGGAAGGAUUUGCAUGCAGCCACAGUCAACCCGGACCCCAGUUUAAAAGAGUUUGAAGGAGCAACACUGCGCUAUGCAUCCUUGAAACUCAGAAAUGCCCCACAUGCUGAUGAUGAUGAUUCUUGUAGUAUCAACAGUGACCCAGAAGCUAAGUGUUUUGCUGUGCGCUCUCUGGGGUGGGUGGAAAUGGCAGAGGAGGACCUCGCCCCUGGCAAGAGUAGUGUUGCCGUCAACAACUGCAUCAGGCAGCUUUCUUACUGCAAAAAUGACAUCCGUGAUACAGUCGGCAUUUGGGGAGAGGGGAAGGACAUGUACCUGGUCCUGGAGAACGACACGCUGAGCCUGGUGGACCCCAUGGACCACAGCGCGCUCCACACGCAGCCCAUCGCCAGCAUCCGCGUGUGGGGCGUGGGCCGCGACAACGGCCGAGAUUUUGCUUAUGUAGCAAGAGACAAAGACACAAGAAUUUUGAAAUGUCAUGUAUUUCGAUGUGACACACCAGCAAAAGCCAUUGCCACAAGUCUCCACGAAAUCUGUUCCAAGAUCAUGGCCGAACGGAAGAACGCCAAAGCCCUGGCCUGCAGCUCCCUGCAGGAAAGGGCCCACGUGAACCUCGACGUGCCCCUGCAAGUAGAUUUUCCAACACCAAAGACUGAGCUGGUCCAGGAGUUCCACGUGCAGUACUUGGGCAUGCUACCUGUGGACAAACCAGUCGGAAUGGAUACCCUGAACAAUGCCAUAGAAAGUCUUAUGACCUCGUCCAGCAAGGAGGACUGGCCCUCAGUGAACAUGAAUGUGGCCGAUGCUACUGUGACUGUCAUCAGUGAGAAGAAUGAAGAGGAGAUCCUGGUGGAGUGUCGGGUGCGAUUCCUGUCCUUCAUGGGCGUCGGGAAGGAUGUGCAUACGUUUGCCUUCAUCAUGGACACUGGGAACCAGCACUUUGAGUGCCAUGUUUUCUGGUGCGAGCCUAAUGCCGGUAACGUGUCCGAGGCAGUGCAGGCUGCCUGCAUGUUACGAUACCAGAAGUGCCUGGUAGCCAGGCCGCCUUCACAGAAAGUUCGACCACCUCCUCCGCCAGCAGACUCUGUGACCAGGAGAGUCACAACCAAUGUAAAACGAGGGGUCUUAUCCCUCAUUGACACUUUGAAACAGAAACGCCCUGUCACAGAAACGCCGUAGCUGCAUAUGUGAAAGGAUCCUGUAACAUUUACUGAAGAUUGAAUAGCUACACUAAAGAAGAGGAGCUGAUCUCUGGCCUUCCAUUCAGUUGCUGAUGCUUUGUCUUCAGAGAUUAAUAACUUAACCAAACAGUGUUAGACAAGCAUGUUCUCUCGUCUUGCCACCGUCGUGUGAUAUGAAAAGCAUGACUAAUUUUUUUUGCUGUCAGUAAGUUACAUCAUGAGCAGUGGAAGCUCCCUUUCUUACUGUAAAUAUCGUGAACAUUAUGUAACUUCACACACACAGGGAAGAAUGUGGCCACACCCCUCCCAGUGAAGCAGCUGAGUCCUUGGAGUGAAUGACACCUGGGUUAGUUUCACUGUCUUCUUGACUGGAUCUGUCACAAGCAACUUUUAAGUCCUACAGCACUUUGCCCUGUUUUCAACAUUGGAGUAGACACUGCAUACCGGAUACCACUGAAUUGCUGUAAAAACAGGAUGACUAGUUUUCGUUUUAGUUCUUCAUAAAAUCGAACCUUUGGUUGACAAAAUUGGCUGUUGGCAUCAGUAUAGAAACCAACUGGCAACUUUCCUUGACGAGCUCUUUGACACAUGGACACCAUUUCAUGUCUACAGCUGUUUGGGGGAUGUUGGGAAAAAAGUGAAGCUUCAAAAUUGAAAAACUAAAUUUCAGAAAUUAAAACAGAACAAAAAUAGCCUUUCUGUUCAGAUGGUUUUCAAACUGAUUAUUAAGAAAGAGAUUAACAAAAUUAUAAUGCAUUUUGGGUGGGAAAUAUUUCAAACUUCUGCCUUAUACUGUACAAUGCAGCUAGAGAAUUAUAGUUCACUAUGGCCAUUCUCUACAUAAACAUUAAAAUGAAAUAUUCCUCAUAAGCCUUUCAUCCUUAGUUUGAUAAUUAGCCAAUAUGCAACUUGGAGUUGAGGAAAUGUCAUUUAUAUUUUAGAUCUCCACCACCACGUUGUUUUCCACCUCCUAGGUAAAUGUUCUGCUAGGAUUCUGCAUCUAGCUCAAUCUUACCUUAAUGCUUUUUGCCCAGAAAGCUGUCUGUCCAUCAUGUAUUGUCCAUGGCAACAAACUUCAUAAAAUUGAACCUUUCUGAAUUUAUGUAUUUAAUAUUAAAAUUUGUUGGACUCUAGAUAUAUUUUUAAAUUUAUAUUUUUUCCAUUUAUGUUCAAGAUUUAAAAAUUUCAUAUCAGAGCAAAAUAUACAUAGGAACAAAGGACUAUUUAAUAGGCUUCCCAAAAAACAGCACUUUCCUGCUUCUCUAUCUAUAGAUGAGAGACUUAGCUGUAAACAGAUUGAGACACUUGUUGAUAAUGUUUUAAAGAAGUUGCUAAGAAGCUCAAUCUAGACAUUAGUUUUGUUUACUUUUCAGUGAUAAAAUUACCAUUUUACAACAUCGUUGUAAAAGUAAUGCUUUUUGUUUAUCUACUGCUAUGUACUUGUCAAAAUGGUUUCCACAUUCUUAUCGUCACAUUUGACCCUUAUAGAGAAGGUACUAAACACAUUUGAGAAAUAAAAAAUAUGAAUUAAAGAGGCUCAGUCACCUAGCCUAAGAUCUCACAAAAGUUAGUGAGAAAGCCAGAACUAGGGCCCAUGCUUCUCAACUCCCAGUUAUUAAGUUAUGCUGCUUCCACACCAGUCAGGAGGAGUCUUUCCAAAAUUACGCUGGGCAUAUCCAGUUAUUAUCAGGCAAUCUUAGGAUUCCCUGUAUAAGUAGGGAAGUAUGUCCAAAUUACUCAUGCCGUGAUUUAAAACCAUUACCUGCUCUCAGUUUUCCUGCAGUGUGCCUCAAAUGUGUUGUAGAGGACAGGAUUCUACAUGCAGUCCAGAGAUAAUGUUACAUGUGGUAGAAAUAUUCCUAACUCAUGAUACUUAGCCACCAGAGAACAUGAUGGAAUGAGUAGGUGGCCUCCUGCCUCUGUUCCCUCUCAGAAUUCUGGAAUUGUUUGCUAGCACCCUAGAGAUGCCACUCUAGAAGUGGAUUAUACUCUCACCAGCCUGUACACUAUUCUACUAAAGUUACCAGUGACAUCCUAAGAAAUUACUGCAUUAAGAAAAUCCUUACUGUGCCCUUCGAAAAGCUGUUCAAAAUUCAAUCUUGAUGAUCUUUCAUCGUGACCUCCACAGUGAAACAAACAUUUUAGUGUGAUAAACUUCAAAAUUCUUAAAAAAGUGAUCCACUUUUAUAUUGGACAUCUCUACCAGAACCCAUUCAUUUUUUUUUUAAGGCAUACAUAUGUUUUCAGGAUCAAGAAUACUGAGCUAGCUUUAAGUAGCAAACUGAUUUAUAUAUGCAAUUAUGGAUGCAUUAAGAUGAAUGAUAGCCUUUACAUACUGAAAACUUUACUGCAGAUACUUUGUUUUAAAAAUAGCUUUGCAUACUAAAUGCAAUUAAUUUUAUAAAAUUAAUUAUGUUAAGCCGUAUGUUCAGACACUUUCUGCCAUGGCCAAAAAGUAUGUAUGAAAGUAUGUGUGUAUUUUCUGUGAAAGGAUGCUAGCGUUUUACCUGAUACUGUAGUGACACUUCAGUUAUCUAUGCAUUCUUUGUAUCUGUGAUUUGGUAAACAGGCAGCCAUGUUCACUAUGCCUUGUAUGUCUUAUCAUUUUUUUAAUUAACCUGUUAAAUACAGCUUAAAAUAUUUUUAUUUUAUUUAUUCUAUUUUUACUGAAAUAUACCGCAUUAUUGUGUUAAUGUAUUAUCUUUACUGGAUAUUAUCUCUCAAUGUAUCCAGGUCUAAGUAAUCUCAGUGAACUAUACAUUGCCUAAAAGGUGGUUUUGUAAUGAUUUGUAGUCACAUUUUUAUUGGAAUAUGUAUAAGAAAAGGCAAAAUACUUAAAAGUUCCUUUUAUUUUUUAAAAGCAGCUAGAUAGACGCAUACUUGCCAACUCACAUAUGUGCUCCUUGGCCGCAUCAAGGGGAAUAGCCAACAUGCCUAUGGCUAAAAAAUUUACUUUGCAAACUUAAAGCACUGCUUGGUGCUUCGUUUUUAUAUCCUUCACAACACAUGUGAGCUCAUCUAAGAGACAGACACAUGUCCUCCUGCCCUUUGUUUACACCUGGAUAUAUGAUCACCCAUAGCUAAUUAGGACCAUUGUUUUUGUUUGUGUCUGUCUUACUGCAUGAAGCGACAUUAGACCCAUUUCCAUUAAAAUAAGCUCUUGGUGAUAAACUGUUGGCACUGCUACUUUUUAAAAAAUUCCACUUUAUGAUUUUAUGACGAACAUUUGUACAAUUCUACAUGAGGUCAUUUACUAGAAGCCCUAAAUCUUUCCUCCUCUUCUUAUAUGACACACACUCAUUUCAUAAGCAUUGCAACAGAAACUCAAGAUUUCGUAAACAAUGUGAGAAACAUUUCCCUAACUGAUAUUAGCACAGCUUAACUAGUAAAAGCAUUAGCUCUGUAGUUUGCCAGGCUCACUUAACCCAAUACACAGCUAACGUGUGUUAUACAGCCAGUAAAAUGAAGUUUAUUUCAGCUUCAGGGAAAAGAUACUGCUCACACUUUAUCAGUGAGAGCACUCCCUGCCAUCCAAAGCAGCUUGUUUAUCCCAAAAGAACAUUUGGUUUUGCUUUCUGCCCCUUUUGCUGUUGACCACUUUUACACAUUUAAAUGUAAUAUGUUAUGAGAAUAAACUUAGCUGCGUAAAA